AUGCCAGAAUACGAACUUCAAUCAGACUUUUCAUUUGCCGGUGGUAUCCCGGAAGCACCUUUCAAGCUACAUGAGUCAAUGAUUAAAAAGUUGGAUCCGGAGUAUGUGAGAUUUUUCAAUUCUACUUUGAGCAGCAACCCCAAUAUUGCUUAUACUCAUAGAGUUCCAUUAGAGGAAUUAAGGAAAGCAGGAAAUGUGAUUCCUGGCCAGACACCGCUAUCUGAGAUGGCAAAAACUUACGACAUAGAAAUACCAAGAAAGCAUACGAAGGCUGCUAAAUCGAUCCCUGCUAGGGUAUUUGUACCAAAUGCAAAUAAGCCCGAUGAGGGUUGGCCCUUGUUAGUUUGGUUCCAUGGUGGGGGAUGGGUUCUCGGAAGUUUGGACACGGAAAACUCAUAUUGUACGAAGGUCGCUGACCUUUGCAAGUGUGUAGUUAUAAGUGUGGACUAUAGAUUAGCUCCUCAAGAUCCAUUUCCAGCAUGCGUUGAUGAUUCAUUUGAAGCUGUCCUUUGGGCUUUCGAAUCAGGUCCUACUGAACUAGAAAUUGAUUCUACUAAGAUAUGCGUAGGGGGCUCUUCGGCUGGUGGUAAUUUGACAGCUAUAGUUACACACAAGUAUGCCAAUUCAAAAGCAACAACAGAAUUACCUCCGAUAUGUUUUCAGCUUAUGGUUGUACCUGUUACUGACAAUUCUGCUACUCCUGAAACACAACCAUCUUGGGGAGAAAAUAAAUAUACACCUCAGUUACCGGCUGAGAAAAUGAUAUGGUAUAGAACCUUAUAUUUACAAAAUGGAGGUGAUGAAUACACUAACCCUGAAUCAUCACCAUUGUUUUAUCCUGAUGAAAGUUUUGCUAAGCUCCCUCCUUGUUUCAUAGCUGCUGCAGAAUGUGAUGUAUUGAGGUCAGAAGCUGAAGCAUAUGCUAGAAAGUUAAAAAACAACGGUGUUCCAACUGAAAUAGUAAUUUACCCCGGUGUACCACAUCCAGUCAUGGUUAUGGAUGCGAUAUUACAACAGGGCAGAGAUCUAAUCCAGGAUACUACAGAUUCACUUAAAAAAGCAUUCUAUACUUAA
Molecule: messenger RNA, 1074 nt
Organism: Debaryomyces fabryi
Lineage: Eukaryota; Fungi; Ascomycota; Pichiomycetes; Serinales; Debaryomycetaceae
Product: alpha/beta hydrolase
Exons: 1
Coding region: 1-1074 (357 amino acids)
Molecular function (GO): hydrolase activity
Source: RefSeq, a predicted model, not a curated record